AUGAGAAGAUUCUCCUGGAACUUGAUGCUUGGCGCUUAUGCCCAGAAUGGGUAUCUGGAGGAAGCAAAAGAGCUGUUUGACCAGAUGCCACAAAGGGAUAUUGUUGCAUGGGUCACUGUUAUCACGGCUCAUGCAAACCAUGGAAACUUAGAGGAAUGCCAAGCAUUGUUUAUUCAGGUUUCAAAAUGGGAUGUAGCUUGCUGGAACUCGCUACUUACAGCAUAUGCCCAAAACGGGCAUAUGGAUCAGCUUGGGCAUAUUGAAAAAUCCAAGGAGGUUUUCAGUAAAAUGCCACAGCGCGACUUAAUCUCGUGGAACGCAAUGCUAGCGGCAACGUCCAGCCUGCAAGAAGAAAGGUCUCUGUUUGAUGGCAUGCCACAGAGGAACGUUGCAUCGUGGUCGACAAUGAUCACAGCACUGGCCGAGAGAAACCAGCUUGAAGAAGCUCGCAUUCUCUUCGAUCGAGCUCCUUAUCGCGACGACGUGGUGUGGACUGCCAUGAUCGUGGCCUACUCCAACCACGGCCACCUCGAAGAAGCCAUGAAGAUGUUUGCACGGAUGCCACAGCGCGAUCUCGUCGUUGGACGGCAAUGGUGGCGGCAAUUGCUUUGCACGGGAGCUUGA
This is a messenger RNA of Selaginella moellendorffii, 624 nucleotides long. RefSeq names its product pentatricopeptide repeat-containing protein At4g02750-like. The record is from RefSeq and is a predicted model, not a curated record. Bases 1 to 624 code for a protein of 207 amino acids. Lineage: Eukaryota; Viridiplantae; Streptophyta; Lycopodiopsida; Selaginellales; Selaginellaceae. The transcript is spliced from 2 exons. Gene Ontology annotation, molecular function: protein binding.